Messenger RNA from Guillardia theta CCMP2712, 1515 nucleotides. RefSeq lists its product as hypothetical. Gene Ontology annotation, molecular function: RNA binding; methyltransferase activity. Gene Ontology annotation, biological process: methylation. The transcript has a single exon. The record is from RefSeq and is a predicted model, not a curated record. The coding region runs from base 1 to 1515 and encodes 504 amino acids. Lineage: Eukaryota; Cryptophyceae; Pyrenomonadales; Geminigeraceae.
AUGACGAUCAGGAUCGGCUACUACUGCUUGCUCGGCCUCUUGGUCCCUCUGGUGAUUGACAUCUCUGUAUGCGCUGGCGCCUUCCAGGCUCCAGCUUCCCCUCUCGGUGCAAGAGCUAGAAGUUCACUGCCAUCAUCCUGCUGCAGUGCCAAGAGGCUGGAGGAAGGUCGGGAGGAUCCCCACAGGAUCUUCGUGGGGGGGACCUCGUACCAGGAUAGGGCGUCGCUCCUCCGUGCAUACUUCGAGCGAGCAGGAAGCAUUCGUCAGGUCGAGCAAUCUUCACGAGGAUAUGCCAUCAUCUCCUUCGAGGACGAGGCCUCUUGGUCUCGUGCUCUGUCCCUUCCCUGUGACGAGAGUCUGUUCAAGGAGAUCCGGCCAGCAAGACCUCUCAGUCGAAAGCACACUGACGACAGGAAGGCGGAGACUGCAGAAGUAGAGGAGGGUUACGAUGUUGCGUUGCUCGUGCCGUACACUCAUUCUCAUCGGGUUAGGGAAAUGGUCUCUGAACUUCUUGGCUCCUCCCUCGACCACGCAAGCAUCGUCCCAGCCUAUGAAGAGCGGGUGAAGAGAGUCAACUUCGUCCUCCUCAGGCUCCAUUUCCCAGCUUCAGCAUCCUCUUGGAGCUUGCAGCACCGAACGGAGCAGAGUCGAAGGGCAGCAGAUGUCAUAGUUGAGAACGCAGCGAUGCAGUCCGUGAUUCAUCGCGUCUUCAUCCUGGACAGGGAGGUGGGGAAGGCUGUGGGAAGCCUGGAGGAAGGGCUCUUGUGUCUUAGCAGGCAGAUCGCCUACUGGAACUGCUCUCGUCCUGAAGCAGGAGGAGAGGCUUCUUGCCAGAGCCUUGGAGGGUGUCACCGGCGAUGCUGGUGGAGGGACCUGGCUCCUGUGUCAGUCCGAGUCUCGUCAUCCCCUACCAUCUCCACACAGCUCUGCGUAGAGUUCCUGGAGAGGAGGGGUGUGGCAUGCUCUCCUCAGCACUACAACCUCAUCGCAUCCAUCGUGCAGCUGCCGGGCAACAAGUUCUAUACAGGAGUUGCCGAGAAGACAAGAGCAGUGGACCAGGUUCAGGUACCUCAGCUGUCUCCAGUCUCUCGCGCCUUCCUCAAGCUCGAGGAGGUGUUUGUUCGCUGGAAUCAGCCUCUCCCUGCGAGCAUCAUGGCUCUCGAUGCAGGAAGUGCCCCUGGAGGAUGGAGCAAGUGGCUCGUGGAGCAUAGAGCUAGGACGGUGAUUGCGGUGGACCCAGCAGAAAUGCUCUACAGGCCGGAGAACGAGCGAGGGGAGGGCGAAGACGGCGGAGAGAGCGUCUCUUUUAGGCAUAUGAAGAUGACCUUGCAGGAGAGUAUCCCAGUGCUGCAGCGGGAGGGAUUCAGAUUCAACUUGUUCGUGUCUGAUAUGUACUUGAGCCCGAAGAUGUCCGCCGUCGAUGUUUUCAACGAGGUGAAUGACGAUGAUGAUUGGGAGGAGGAAGAUGAGGAGGACGUGAAGGAGAUGCGUCAGACUGAGGUUGUCGUCUUGUAG